AUGGAAGAGCUAGAGAGCACUUGUCAACUAGUGAUUGAACACAUUUUGUCCGCCAAGGCAGUGCAAGCCGAGUCUGUUGGCCUGCCGCCGGUCUUAGUAAGGCGGCCUGUGGCCAAUAAGCAGCGCCGCCCACUUUCGGCCUCCGCUUCUGCCCAAGGUGCUGUCGCCACUGAGGACUCGGCCCGCAUAAGUCUGAUCGGUCGUCCUCCAUCCUCUUUGUCGGAAGCUAAUCUGGCCAGGGCAAAGCGAAGUUUCAUCACUUACAUACGAGCAAAUCCACCGAGUCAUCUGGACCAAGGAGUAGAGAAACAACGUCAACUGGCUGGGCUUUUUCUGCGCUUUCUUGACAGCUGA
Protopolystoma xenopodis is the source of this 354-nucleotide messenger RNA. Lineage: Eukaryota; Metazoa; Platyhelminthes; Monogenea; Polystomatidea; Polystomatidae. The record is from the annotation of a GenBank genome assembly.